Cryptomeria japonica (Japanese cedar) is the source of this 2311-nucleotide messenger RNA. RefSeq names its product probable glucuronoxylan glucuronosyltransferase F8H. The record is from RefSeq and is a predicted model, not a curated record. The coding region runs from base 426 to 1841 and encodes 471 amino acids. Gene Ontology annotation, molecular function: glycosyltransferase activity. The transcript has 4 exons. NCBI's taxonomy places the organism in Eukaryota, Viridiplantae, Streptophyta, Pinopsida, Cupressales, Cupressaceae.
GCGGUUUUGUCGUUCGCGUUUAUUGUUGGGAGAUCGGGGUGGCCCCCGAGUGUUUAAAUACCGGAAACCGCUCUGGUAUUUUAAAGCUCUGAGAAGGAAGGAGUGAAGGAAGGUGGUGGUCCGAUUUCAUGGCUUGCUGGUAAACAACGCAAGACGGUAGUUGAAGUUGCGCUGUUUUUAUUAUUUUUAUUGAUUGUUUGGGUUGCGUAUUGUUUUUGUUUUUGGAUCGGUUGAAGGUUAGUGCGAUGUUUGCAUCAGAGGAAAGCGGUAUUUUGCGUGCAGACAACGGCUGGUGGCCCAUUUUUACAGAGGCCGCGUAUUGGGGUGCGUGGAGAAUGAUCUUCACACAGGCGGUGCGUCGGCGGUUCGAGCCCCGGGAACAGCGAUUUUAGUUUGUAAGCGGCGUGGUCGUUCGGGAGGAGGAAAUGGCGAAGAUUUUGGGCGGAACGCUCCGGAGGAAUAAGCCCUGCGUUUUUGCUGAAGGUCUUGGCAAGCAGAGGUUUUUCAGGCAUGGGAGAAGUGAGAGAGGGCAGCAGUGGAUGUGUUACAGAUAUAUGGGAUUGAGUGCCUGGAUUUUUCUUUCGCUUUAUGUUUGCAGCUCUUUAUUUACCUUCGAUUGGAAGCCCGAGAAGGUUCGAGGUUUUGGACAUGAGAUUCGGAGGUCUGUGGUUCGACCCCGGGGGCUCGCGUCUAGUGUUGUGGUGGAAGAGAGCUUUAGCCCUGGCCGCCUCAACAAAAAUGUCUUCUCUGAUGCGUCUGGAUUGUCGAGUGAUCUGAAGAUUUAUGUGUAUAAUCUUCCUUCCAAGUAUAAUGAAGACUGGCUUGUGGACAGCCGAUGCAGCAGCCAUUUGUUUGCUGCUGAGGUUGCUAUACAUCGUGCUUUGUUGGAAAGUUCUGUGCGGGUUUUCGAUCCCGAAGAAGCUGAUUUUUUCUUUGUUCCAGUCUACGUUUCCUGCAAUUUUAGCACCAGUAAUGGAUUCCCUUCUCUAGGGCAUGCCCGCCCCUUGCUUUCUUCUGCGGUGGAAUAUAUUUCAAAUAUUAUGCCUUACUGGAAUCGCAGCGGAGGGGUCGAUCAUGUCUUUGCAGCCACUCAUGAUCAUGGAGCCUGCUUUCAUGCAAUGGAGGAUGUUGCCGUCAGUGAUGGAAUACCUUCAUUUUUGCAGAGGUCUAUAAUCUUGCAGACGUUUGGUGUAAAGGGCAAACAUACAUGCCAGGAUGUGGAGCACGUACAGAUUCCUCCCUAUGUGUCUCCCAAAUCCAUUCAAGCUGCUCUCGGAUCCGUGACUCCUCAGAAUCAGAAGCGUGAUAUUUGGGUGUUCUUCAGAGGAAAAAUGGAGAUUCAUCCCAAGAAUAUCAGCGGCCGCAUAUACAGCAAGGGAGUGAGAACAGCAAUAUGGCAGAAGUUUGGGCACAAUCGAAAAUUCUACAUUAAGCGUAAGAGGUUUCAAGACUACCAGUCCGAAAUAGUCCGUUCAGUGUUCUGCCUAUGCCCAUUGGGGUGGGCCCCAUGGAGUCCACGUAUUGUCGAAUCAGUUGCCUUGGGCUGUGUCCCCGUCAUCAUUGCGGACAAUAUCUCCCUUCCUUAUUCAGACGUAAUACCAUGGCACAACAUCUCACUCACUGUACCAGAGCGUGACGUGGCAAAGCUGGGUAAGCUUCUCGAAAAGGUCGCCGCCACCAACCUGACAACCAUUCAGCGAAAUCUGUGGAAGGAGACCAAUAGUCAGGCUUUGCUCUUCACAGAUCCCAUCCAGCAAGGCGAUGCUACGUGGCAGUUACUCGAGGCCUUGACACGUAAGCUGGGCAGGUCACACAGGAACCGUACAUUGUCAGCCCUGUGAACAAAUUGAUCGACACGUCAGCAGGACCGUAUGAUUAUUCAUUUAUUUAUUUUUUUGUGUGCUUUACAGAUGAGCCAGAGACAUAAUGCAGAGCCGAAUAUGAGUACGGUACUUACAGGCUGCAGGCAGCCAUACAUAUUACCCGCUGUUGUAUGUCAGACAAUAAUACAUUGUAGUCUGCUGUAUUAAGACGUGGCGCAUGGCUAUUGGUUUUUCCAUCGGCAAGCCGACAGAGUGGCCUAUGAGUACUAUUUUUUAUUGAUUUGCGUGGGUCCCAUUUCGUGGAAGUUUUCGGCGGUCUGAAUUGACCAAAAGGCAUGUCACAUGCCUGGGGGCAGAAGGCCACGCUGGAUGACUGCCCGUGGUCCCGCGCUCUUCUGCCACGUGGAUUACACUGUUAAGCUGAACGUUUUUAAUGUAAAGGCGAACGAUUUUGUUGUACUCAGAAUUGAGACAGUCCGUUCUUGUUA